Molecule: messenger RNA, 1890 nt
Organism: Mangifera indica (mango)
Lineage: Eukaryota; Viridiplantae; Streptophyta; Magnoliopsida; Sapindales; Anacardiaceae
Product: 3-ketoacyl-CoA synthase 20-like
Exons: 3
Coding region: 166-1695 (509 amino acids)
Biological process (GO): fatty acid biosynthetic process
Cellular component (GO): membrane
Molecular function (GO): acyltransferase activity, transferring groups other than amino-acyl groups
Source: RefSeq, a predicted model, not a curated record
UGGCACAUUAAAAACUUCAGCUGGGUAGUUGCUCACUAGUUUCACCGCUAUAAAUCCACAUGCUUUCAAGCCACAGCUCCUCAAACUCAUUUCUUCUUUGGUGUAGUCUCGCCAUAUUGCUACCACCUUAGACUCUCGCUUGUGUUUGCUUCAGACCAGCUAGAAAUGGCAAGUGAAAGGGAACUAAAUGGGGAUCACAUUGAUCAAGUACGUCAAGGAAGAAACUUCUUGUCAUCCUUCAGACUCAGAUAUGUUAAGAUUGGUUAUCACUAUUUAAUCUCCAACUCUCUAUAUCUCCUGCUUAUUUUUCUCCCUUUUAUUGUCUUGAGCCAUCUAUCAACACUAACCAUUGAUGGAGUCCUUCAGCUGUGGAACAACCAUUCAGUGACUGUAGUUUUAUCUUCUAUUUCUUGCGUUUUCAUAAUUACCAUUUACAUGAUGACUCGUCCGAGAAUAGUUUACUUGGUGGACUUCGCAUGUUACAAGCCUGAACCAGCUCGGAUGUGCACUAAAGAACAUUUCUUGACGUUAUGUGAACAAACUGGGAAAUACACAGAAGCAAGUUUAGCUUUUAAAAAGAAAAUCCUGGAGAGAUCAGGGGUUGGGCAGAUGACUUACGGCCCAAAAGCCUUGAUGGAGAUCCCUCAAACCCAGUCUCUGGUGGAGGCAAGGAAGGAGACAGAAACCAUCAUAGUUGGAGCAAUCGACGAGCUCUUUGCAAAAACUGGAGUGAGCCCUGCAGAGAUAAGUAUUCUGGUGGUGAAUAGUAGCUUGUUUAAUCCAAUACCAUCCUUAUCAGCUAUGGUAGUCAACCGCUAUAAGCUCAGAAGGAAUAUUUUGAGCUACAAUCUUGGCGGCAUGGGCUGCAGUGCAGGACUUAUCUCUAUUGAGCUCGCCAAAAAACUUUUACAGGUGCACCCAAAUUCCUGUGCUCUAGUUGUGAGCACAGAGAACAUCACUAGGAACUGGUAUCCUGGCAAUGACCGAUCGAUGCUUGUCACCAACUGCUUAUUUCGAGUGGGUGGGGCUGCCAUCCUCCUGUCCAACCGACCAUCGGAUCGCCGUCGCUCCAAAUAUCAACUACUUCACACCCUUCGCACCCACAGAGGUGCCGACGAUAGAAGUUAUAACUGUGUGUUACAGCAGGAGGAUGAGACCGAGAAAAUUGGAGUCACCCUCUCAAAAGACCUCAUGGCUGUUGCAGGAGAAGCCCUUCAAACAAACAUCACUAAACUCGGGCCAUUAGUUCUUCCAAUGUCAGAGCAGUUUUUAUUCCUUGCAACUUUAGUUGCUAAAAAGCUUUUUAAAAUGAAGAUUAAGCCAUACAUUCCAGAUUUCAAGUUGGCCUUCGAACAUUUCUGUGUUCAUGCAGGAGGAAGAGCAGUGUUGGAUGAACUAGAGAAACGCCUUGAACUUACUGAGUGGCAUAUGGAGCCUUCAAGAAUGACUCUUUACAGAUUUGGGAAUACGUCAAGUAGUUCUUUGUGGUAUGAACUGGCUUAUUCUGAGGCCAUGGGGAGGGUGAAGAAAGGUGAUCGGACUUGGCAGAUUGCAUUUGGUUCAGGAUUCAAGUGUAACAGCGCUGUAUGGAGGGCAUUGAAGACCAUCAAACCCACCAAGGGAAAAAAUCCAUGGAUGGAUGAAAUUGAUAAAUUUCCUGUUCUAGUACCGAAAUUUGCCUCAAUUUCUUUCUAAAUUAAUGUUAGCUUCAGCUAUAUCAGAAGGGACAGUAUGUGCCAACUACUUUUAAUGUUUAAGAUCCUUAAGGUCUGUGUUAACUUACAUGGUUGAAUUGAAGUUAUAGCCAUGAGCAUGUGGAAGUCUGGGCCUCAUCAAUGUUCAAUAUUACCUAAAUAUCUUCUUUUUUAUUAUUAUUUUCAUUUUUAUGAA